GCAGAGCUGGGUCUAAAUGAUCACCACCAGAAUGAAGUGAUCAAUUACAUGCGCUUCGCUCGUUCCAAGCGUGGUCUCCGUCUCAAGACAGUGGAUUCUUGCUUUCAGGAUCUUAAGGAUAGCAGGUUGGUGGAGGAGACUUUCACAAUAGAUGAGGUGAUAGAAAUGCUGGAUGGGUUGCAGACUGUGGUACACAGUGAAGUGGAAUCAGAACUCAUUAACACGGCAUACACCAAUGUGUUACUUCUACGCCAACUCUUUUCACAGGCUGAGAAGUGGUACCUUAAGCUACAAACUGACAUCUCUGAGCUGGAAAAUCGAGAAUUGUUAGAGCAGGUUGCUGAAUUUGAAAAGGCAGAAAUUACAUCUUCAAACAAGAAGCCCACUUCAGAGCUUAUUAAGCCUAAACUUGCUCCAUUAAAUGAAGGUGGGUCAGAGCUGCUAAACAAGGAAAUUACAAGACUUCAAGAAGAAAAUGAAAAACUGAAGACUAGACUCAAGACAAUAGAAACACAGGCUACAGGUGCAUUGGAUGAAAAAACAAAAUUAGAGAAAUCACUGAAGGAAUUACAGAUGAUUCAGGGAGAUCAAAAGACUAACAUAACCCAGGAUAUAAGUCAACUGGAAGAUACAGUUUCUGCUCUGAGGUGCCAGUUUGAGAAGACUCUGAACGACAGUACUGUCAACCAAAAGUUCUUGGAAGAGAACUUGGUGACGACAAAGCAUGACCUACUCAAGGUUCAGGACCAAUUAUCUAUAGCUGAAAAGGAGUUGGAAAAGAAGUUCCAGCAAACAGCUGCUUACCGCAACAUGAAAGAGAUUCUCACCAAGAAAAAUGAGCAGAUAAAAGAUCUACGGAGAAGACUUUCAAGAUAUGAACCAGAUGAUUAAAAUGUGAAGAGCAUUUGGUCUCUCAAGAAACUGCCACACAAAGAGAACAGAUUGUUGUGUUACUUUAAGGGAUUUGUUGAAAUACUUUCAGAGAUUUGUUUUGAAUGAUUUAUUUUCUGCUUCAGCCAACACUUAAAAACAACCUUUUGUUGAUAGGAAACUGAAAUUCCUACUUUAUUUACAUAAGAACUGAAAGAUGGGAACAAAGUUUAUAGAGUGCCCUAGUUUCUAUAUUUAUGUCUUUUUAAUAGUUAACCUUGUACAUUGCCUGGGAAAUAGCAAACACCAAAUUAAGACAGUUAUUUACAAAGAAAGGAGUUUAUUUUUGUCAAAAUAAAAUAUGCAUUAGUUCUUCUCUAUACAGCUGUGAGAUGCAAUUUACAUACUUAAGAUGUGGCUUUUUUUCAUUCUGUGGGCAUAACUUUCCCAGAAAAACACCAAUAUGCUAACUUCAUAAAAUUAAUUUUCUGUCUGUCAGUUUUCCUCUGUGCAAGUUAUUUGCUGAAUAUAGGGUGUGCAUUAGUUAAUAGGGAACAAAUAUGCAAUGUGGGAAUCAAACAAUGUGUACUCGACUGUGACAUUACUAGUAAUGAUAUACAUUCAGCAUCAAUUUUUAUCAAACAGUUUAGUUCAAAUUUGAAGGGGAAAAAAAAGUACUUGCUGGCUUCUGCAAUAUAUCACAGAUAUAAAUUGCUCAAUAGGAAUAUAGAAUAAAAAGUGUAUUUCUCCCUCACGGGCAUGGCUCAGAACUUUAACUUGAACACUGGUAUUUUGAUUCUUUCAAAGUAUUAAGGUUAAGACUACAUUAUCUAGAGAAGCUGAGGAAGCUGGUGCCAGAGCAACUUUCCAGGGGAAAACGUUAUGGGAGUUUUUUUCCUCUUUUUCUGUUGCACACUUAGCUACCCAGUUUUUAGACCAAAACCCCCUCUGUAUUUACCUGCCAGCCUGUUUUAAUAUAUUUUAUCUGUUUGUCUCUCUGUUCAUAUAUGUGUUGCAUAUAACUCUAAAUAAAACCACUUAUGUUUUUCAUCAUCAAAC
Pelodiscus sinensis (Chinese soft-shelled turtle) is the source of this 1929-nucleotide messenger RNA. The record is from RefSeq and is a predicted model, not a curated record. Lineage: Eukaryota; Metazoa; Chordata; Testudines; Trionychidae.